Molecule: messenger RNA, 3176 nt
Organism: Phragmites australis (common reed)
Lineage: Eukaryota; Viridiplantae; Streptophyta; Magnoliopsida; Poales; Poaceae
Exons: 4
Coding region: 383-2845 (820 amino acids)
Biological process (GO): regulation of transcription by RNA polymerase II
Cellular component (GO): piccolo histone acetyltransferase complex
Source: RefSeq, a predicted model, not a curated record
GCCCAAUCUCAUCACAAACGCACGCGCACGCCGCCGUCGCCUCGCUGUAACCCUAGCCACCCCCGAAGCUUCUCGUCCUUCGCUUGGCGCUCCUUUCGGCGGCUGCGGGCGGCGCGGCUAGUCGGCGGCAACUCGACCCACAACCACCCCUUCCUACUUGUGGCGGCCCCCGCCUCCCUCCCUCGCACCGCACCUCCACUCCGCCUCCGCACCCAGGACGACCGAUCCCCCCUUCCCCACUCCACCAGGGCGGAUCUGAUCGCAAUCGGAUCCCCACCCGCAGCCCCCUUUCCCCCACCGCCGCCUACGCGUGGGGAGGGCGAGCCCGACGACGACGGAGGCGAGGGCCGACGACGGAGGCGAGGACGAGGAGGGAGAGCCCAUGCCGGCCGCCGGAGCCCGCCGCACGACGCGCGUCUUCAUGCCCAAGGCACCCAAGCCGCUGACCCAGGACCAGGCCGACCCCGCCACCAGGGUCCUGCGCUCCGGCAAGCGUCUCGCCGCCGACCGGAUCCGCUGGGACGCCAAGGACGCCCCCGCCUUCCACGUAGACGACGACCACGACAACGGCCAGCAGCACGACAAGGAUUGUCCCAAGCCGGAACUGCCGCCUCUCUCGAAGUCUUUCGGGAUCGUGUACAGCAGGAAGCGCCGCCGGAGGCUCCCCACCGAGGUCUCUGUCGAAGGGGAGGGCAGGAGGUUUGGGAUAGUGUACACCAGGAGGAGGGGAGAGCGAUCGAAGGUCGCCCCUCUCUGGCGGGAGCCGGAGCCGGACGCCCCCAACGACCUCGCCCCCGCGAUUCAGUACUCCUCCUGGGAGUUUGCGUCAAGAACUUGCUUCUUGGAUGCGCAUUUCUCGGCACUGGUGGAUGAUGCUGCCACUCAUGCCGGCCCUGUCACGCUCGCCGUCCUCGUUGAUACGUCUUGCUCUCGGAGCUCUCACCGGCUCCUGGGCCUUCUUCUACCUGUGCUGCGGUGGAUGCGUCGCAGCCGCCAGCGGGGCAAGGUCCGGAACCUAGCCUCUUUUGUCUCAUCUGUUGGCGUUGCCGCUGCAUUUGCGUCACACGGGUUGCACUUUGUCAAGCUCCAGCGCAGGAGAGCCUCUGCGUUGUUACAUAGGACUUUGGUGCAUUGUGGGUGGUGUGUGCUUUAUGGUGCCAAGAAAUCUGAACCGCUGUUGUCAGUCAAUUUCUCAGCGCUUCCUUCAUAUUUCCAGACCUUGCAUACCUUGGUAGCUCUUGAUUCCAUGUAUCUGUCAGCUGUGAUUCGGCAAAGCAGGCUGCUGGUUGCAGUAUCUGAAGAAAUCUAUCCUCACACUACUUUGGAUGUGGAUUCUGGGUCUCAGAGCACUGGGAUUGCCGAACCCACUGCUCACCUAGGCAGCAAUGAACCUCACAGAGUGGUUCAGGACUUCGUGACCCUUGAACAAGUUGCUGGAGUAGUGGUGCAUGGUCUGAGGUUAAAGAAGCAUCAAAGGAAGAGGAGCUCGAUGAGGCAUCCCCGAAAUCGGCAGCGGCCUAUGACAAGAUUACCUGACAAUGCAAUUGGGAUGAAGCAGAAAACAGCUGCCACCCAAGCAGAAGCGAAACUGCCAUCAACACAAGGACCUCCUGUGGAGCCUGUCCAACCUAAAGCAGCAUUAGAAAUCUCUCUUGAUUUCCUUGAAAACAUGGAUGAAAGUGAUGUUUCGACUCCCUUGGGAUCAACUAGGAAAAAGAGAUCUUUGAAGAGUCCUGUCGAGCGAAUGAAUGAAAGGCUGGCCUUGGCUGAGGUCAGACACAACAUAGAUUCUGUUCACUGCAAAGCGAACCUUUUAAUUCUUCAAGCUGAUAGGUGCUGGAGGGAAGAUGGUGCCGAAGUUAUGCUAGAACUAUCAGAUACCAAGGAGUGGUGUAUAGUUGUGAAGAUACAAGGAGUUACUAGAUACACCCUUAAACCUUCAGAUCCGAGGUUGAAUGGCAUUAACCGUUAUACUCAUGCCUGCAUGUGGGCAGUUGACGAUGCAUGGAAGCUUGAGUUCACAGAUAAGUGGGACUGGCUUUUAUUCAAAGAGUUGCAUGUUGUGGGUCGGGAGCGCAAUUCCCAGGGGAAGACAAUCCCAAUUCCUGGCGCACAUGAGGUUUCUGUUUACAUGGAAGGGAAUGUAACAGAUCCUUUCGCACGCCCUGUGCCAGACUAUAUCAGGAUGGUGGAUGAUGAAGUCGGGCGAGCUCUCUCGAGGGAUUCCAUUUAUGACAUGGACUCGGAGGAUGAACGGUGGCUCAUUCAGUUGAAUCAUGCAGAUUCUGAUCAAAAUAGCAUUCAACAGAAGCAUAUUUCUUACGAUGAUUUUGAAAAGAUAAUAAGCACGUUUGAAAAGGAUGCCUACAACAAUUCUGAAGGAACAAAUGAUGUGGGUGAGCUUCUUUCCAGAUGUCCUGCUUUAGGAAAGGAUGAUAAUGUGCUUGCUGUGUAUGAGUAUUGGACAAAUAAGAGGUCUAAGAGAGCUGCACCAUUGCUAAGGAUAUUUCAGGGUGCGCCGCUAAGGCGAGGACAACUAUCACAAAAGUCUGCUAUGAAGAGAAAGAGAUCUUUCAAGAGACAAAGAAGCCAAGCUGGCCGUGGAAAGGCUGAAGCCUUCUUGCAAGACGAUGCUGAAGAGGAGAUGGCUUUGCAGAGAGUUGCGCAAGUUGAACGUGUGGCAAAACAGGCUGUAGAAACAGCUGUUCGUCUGCGCAGUAGAGCUCAGUCUCUCAUGGCAAAUGCAGAGCUUGCAACAUACAAAUCUGUCAUGGCUCUCAGGAUUGCUGAGGCUGCUAGGAUAUCUGACUCUGCUCGGGAUAUUGUUUCUACUAUCCUCGACUAAGAAGAAUGUGGGCUGUUCACUUAUUCGUGUGGAUGGCAUGGGCAAUACUCCUUUUUUUCCUUUGGCUGCAUAAUCGCUGCAUCAUAUUGGCUUUUCGAUAAGCUGUGGGGCUUUUUUUUCCUCCUCUCCUGUCAACUUUGUCAAGCCAAUUUUGAGGCGGAUGCUUGAACUCAAAAACUGUAAUUUCUUGUAUAAAUGAAAGUAGGUAGCUAGAUUCUGUAUCUUAUAUGUACCGAUGUUUUGUAAGAGAUGACGAAAGAAAAGUAGAAAUGAAAAUACUGCAAGAGAGGAAGGGAAAUGUAGCAUCUGUUUGGGUCCCUUUUUGGCUUCA